This is a messenger RNA of Scaptodrosophila lebanonensis, 3071 nucleotides long. RefSeq lists its product as uncharacterized. Bases 154 to 2847 code for a protein of 897 amino acids. The transcript has 2 exons. Lineage: Eukaryota; Metazoa; Arthropoda; Insecta; Diptera; Drosophilidae. Gene Ontology annotation, molecular function: metal ion binding. The record is from RefSeq and is a predicted model, not a curated record.
AUUAUCGAUAAGUUCUAGAAGUGUUGUGAAAUAUUUAAUUUGCGCGCUGAAUCAAUUAGCGUAGCCACAUUAUUGCAGUUACAUAGCAUGCUGCUGGACUGAUCGCGUCUUUGAAAUAGCGCCGCGGAAGUGUGGUUAUAGAAAGAUAGCAAAAUGGAUUUAGACGAUCUCUCAGGAGUGAUGGAGCUUUGCAGAUUAAAUAUGCACAAGUUACAAGCUAAUUUGACUCAAUACCAACGUGAUAUGGAUGCUGUUUUUGGUGCUUUGAAAAGCAAUUGGGUCAACGAAAGACCUCUAGAUCGACGUCUAAUGGUCGUGCAUGAUCGUCUUUUGCAAAGCGUUAAUGAAAUUAAUGAACAUGCAAUUAGUUUUAAUUUGCGCAUGAGUUUGAACAAGCCGAUCGGUAUUCUUAAGAAUUAUAACAAUGACGGCUCCGUUCAAGAGCAGCAGGAAUUGGAGAGACACACAAAUGAAGAUGGUAUAUUGGUGGGCGAUAACGAUCCCCCUAUAGACCGCACAUCACUGCUGAUGAUUACUCCGUCGUCUUGCGAUAGAGCUACCGCCCUGGGGAAAACGAUCAAGAGAAAUUAUCAAAAAAGACAAUGUAUGUUAACCCCAUUACAAGUUCAACCAUCACAAGAAUCCAUACCAAGAGAACUAUUAGCUCCACCGUUAGCGGUUGAAUCCGCCUAUAUGAAUCAGGCUAUAUCUCAGACACUAUAUAAGGACCAAGAACCGAAUGAAGUAACUCUCACUCUAAAGUCAUCAAUUUCAAAGAAUGAUCCUAUACAUGAGCAAUGUGAACCAAUAGAGAACGCUUUGCCAGUAUUGUCACCAUCCACGUCCGAAGUAAGACUAAUCUUAAAAGGUGAUGUAUCACUUGAGAAAUGUGAACGAAGCGUAACAAAAUCACCUGUAUCGACCUUGCUAAACUCCGAAAAUGCAUUUAUCCAAAAUUUAGAAACAACAUCUGAAAAGCUUAAAGUAGGAGAACCGACAUUAUCCACGCUCCCUAAAUCGGAAGACCCUUUAAUCCAAAAUGCAUUAAACCAAACAUUACAAACAUCAUCUAAAAAGCCUGAAGUAGGAGAACCGACAUUAUCUGCGCUUUCUAAAUUGGAAGACCCUUUAACCAAUUCUUUAAACCAAACAGUAGAAACAUCAUUUAAAGAGUCUGAAGUAGACGAACCACCAUUACCAUCACCAAAACAAACCUGCCCCAAAUCAUCUUCAUUCGCACCUACUAAAACGGAUUCCAAUGAACCAUCAAAUGUCGAAGAUGCAGUUAAGAUCGAACUGCCCAUCCCAAGUCGCAGCCGUCUCCUAUUGCCUCCCAGCGGCGGCGAGCAACUAACUCACAAUGAAAUCUAUUCCAAAUUGACCAAAAAUCUAAAGUCAUUUAAUGUGGAGACAGUUAUGAAUGUUGUAAUCAUGCGCAUCAACGUUUCCGAAAAAUGCCUUUAUGUGGCUGAAUGGGGAAAGGAAACAUUGCCGGUGCAAUCCUUGAUGCGUGCGGACCUGCCACUGCAGGAACUUUUAAGGUUUCCAGAUUUUGGUGAGAUGUUCGCUAUGUACGACUCUCAGGAGAAUAUUAUUCCACGUGCCGUGAUUACUGCCUAUAUCGGUAAUUGCUACGAUGGAUACUUAGUUGAUUAUGGGGAGCAUAUUCGAUUCGAUGGAAAGGAAAUUAUAUUUGCAUUGCCCGAAUCGACUCAAAUGGUGCCACCGCAGGCAGUUAGAUGUUAUGUUAAGAACAAAGAUGUCGGGGAUUUGAGACCAUACGUAUAUAAGGAGGUGCAGAUACGAGUACUGGCUAACAAUGGUCUGGAUGUGGUGGCAGAAUUUUUAGGGGGCACUGAAGAAAUCCAAAAUAAUGAAACAAAGGAAACCAAAAAUCUGGAUUCCAAGAAUACGGAAGUUGCUGAGACAAUUCCGAAAGAAAUUGUCGAUAUCAAAGAGGAUCAAGAAAUAGAGCAGCAGCCUAGCAUGAAACUAACAGACGAACAGUGGGCCAUACUUAAUGAUAUUCCAGAAGGUACAAGUGAUGCUGUAAAAGCUGUAAUGGGUUUUAACCCUAAAGAUGAUGAACGGCUUUGUCGACACUACGAUCCUAAGAUCCAAGGCUGCUUUAAAGGUUCUAAAUGCCGACUAGUGCAUGAACCUGUUGCUCCAUACGGUGCCACCAAAGAUGUAGAGCUGAUACCACCCUUGCCCGCAGAGGCUGAUUUACCCAUUGACGAUUCCAAGCCAGUGCGCAUGCUAGUAACAUACGUAAAUUCAGCAACACAUUUCUAUGCUCAGCUUGUUGACGGAUCGCCGCCGUUAGUCUGGAGCAAGAAGGAGGUACGCGAGGUGAACGCUCAGUUUAAGCGCAGUCCUGGACUUUUGGAUUUGGUGUUAGCACUCUAUCAGGACGGCAACUACUAUCGGGCACAGAUAGUUGAGGUGCUGGAUGCCACUAGCGAGUUCAAGAUAUUUUACGUGGACUAUGGUAACACGGAGUUUGUACUGCUCAGAUCAUUAAAGCCAUGUGAUGAUGUUGUUGCCCUUAAGCCACCCCGUGCCAGGUCCUGCAUCAUUGGCGGUAUUACGCGGAACCUAUUGCUAGCACCAAAAAAGGCAAGUGAGUGCCUGCAGUUCUUGAAAAUGCGCAUACUUAAUGAGGAAGUCAAUGUUAAGAUUUUGGGCCAUAUAACAGAUGGAUAUGUCAUUCAGUUUAUGGGUAACUCCAGCCGGCUCGUAUCACAAAUGAUAGAACGCAGAUAUGUGAUCCCUCACAGUGGUGUCGACAUGGAAAACCAAAGCAGCAACAGCAGCAAUGAGUCAUUUAAUGAGGUGGUGCAGUAGUCAGUGCUGAUGGCAUGACCUGCAAUGAUAGACUGUAGUCAGUUCAUAAAUUUCAGUUUUACUUGCUUUUUUUGUCAAGAGAAGGGAAAGAAAAAAAUGCGUUCGGAAGAGUACUCAAGGACGAGGGAGAGAGGAGAAGCUCGCCGAAUGAAGCUAUUUCGGGCUGGCAUAUUUGCAGUAAUCAUUCUAAUGCUGCUGUUGAUCGGCAUCUUUGUUUUUUUUCA